Messenger RNA from Tuber aestivum (summer truffle), 2357 nucleotides. NCBI's taxonomy places the organism in Eukaryota, Fungi, Ascomycota, Pezizomycetes, Pezizales, Tuberaceae. The record is from the annotation of a GenBank genome assembly.
GCUACGCACACCCCAAGCACCCCUCCCAGACACCCUCGGUAAUUGCGAGAAACAGUUUAGAGGAACAGGUCAGGGGAAUAAUCAUGAGUAAUUCGCCUGGCUAUCGUCAAAACAGCCAGGACCUUUCACCAGGGCAUCCAAUGCCACUUACGCCUCACCUUCAGGAUCAGCUUUACGAGAGGCAAAAUUACAGCAUUCCAUUUCUACCAGAAAGCCCUGGGUUUGAUUCUCAGCUUUUACCAACCAAUGCUUCAUCUCAAGAAUCUGGUUGACAUCUCCGAUCCCCCCCAAUCGCUCUUCCCGCAACAUCUCAAAUGUUCCACUCACUUCAAUCACUCAACAUCCAAUGUCAUCAAGCACUGGGCUCGCAGUUUGGAGCACCGCUUCCGCGGACGCACUUGUCGCCCCCUUCUGGACCACCUUGUACCCUCGGAGAUAAAUCACAGCAAACAGUCCCGCUAUUACUGCAAAACUAGCCUCCGAACCACUCCUCGAUCUCAACCCCUCAGGAUCAGCGGCAUAUGCGCCCUACUAUGCAACAGUAUCCCGCGCCCCAACGCCCCCACCAACAGCAAUCGGCCUUGGGUGGGCAGCUUAAACCACGAGAAAAUCCGUGGACUGGUGCAAGAAGGCCUCAAUUCCAACACCGCCGUCAGCGCAACGGCCCCGAUCAGCGUUCGGGCCUGCAUGCCCCUCCCCCUCCUGCUCCUCUGCCCCCAGAUAGUCGCAAUCAGUUCCCCCCCUUCCAACGGAGCGCCACAAAAACAUCCUACCCAAACCUCCUCCACCUGAAUCGCCACAGACAAAUACAUAGGGACAAAGUCAACAAAGGACACAGCACUAACUGCUUCCAUUGCCGAGCCAUCCACCCCCUCAGUGGAAACCAGCGUUUCAAAACCCUCUAGUGUCUCCACAUCCGGGAAAAGGCCGCAUGCAUCCCCUCAACUCAGAGCAGAUGAUAUAUGAUCACAAUAGUAAUCUCCAGGCAUUUGAAAGCGAGAUUAUUGCGGCCGCCACACCAACUCCGCCGGAAUCAGCCGGCUAAAACGAGGAUUUGAAAAAAUGUGGAGCAAUCUGCCAAAGGAUCUUCACGGAAGGGGAGUCGAUUCCCGUCGGAAGUCUACCGAGUAAGUGCUACGCAUUUCAUUUUUCUCAACUUUCUCUUGACUGUGUACCUUGUAGCCAGUUUGGUUCAUAUCACAUGAUACAUCUCUAAUUUGAUUGCCUUGCUCUGCGCUAUUCUUUUGGUACAAUAGUUGGAUUCGAAAUUACGAAGUCUGAUCGUGAUGCCGUUCUCGUGUCUCCCAAUCUGGAGAACGUUUUCUGCACCCCCGACAAGAGUGACGAAUCAAAUUGUCCUCCCCAUAAUCUGGCGAAAGAAUUUUAGUCUGUGGGGUUCGAGGUUUGCGCUACUCUUAAAGACCCGUGUACCUAUAAUGAAGAUAACACUGAAGGCUACAGGUGAGAACUGAUUUGACUUGAGUUGCGACAUCGGGUUUAAUAACGACAUGAGAGUGCAUAAUACUAGGACGCCGCAAACACAUAGUUGAUGCGAUCCGACGGUCGAGGAAGUGGUUCCUUUUCCCGUGGUGUUUACGCUUUCACCCUAAUUCUAACCUCUCAAUCCCCUUGGCAGUUCAGAAUUUUGUGAAAUGGACACUAUCACAUGCCAGUGGUGGGCCAAGAGAAGACAUAUCAACAGCCCAUACCGUGGUACCGUUUCUUCUUACCGCUACGUUCUCAUGAUAAUCUAUUUUCUGAUCAAAGUGGUUGACCCCCCUGUUUUCAGAAACCGGCAAAACACCACGAUCCCCGAAGACGCACCGCAUGACCAGAUAUUUGAUGAGGGGGGAGAAGGAGAGCAUCAUGUGUGGUAUGCUAGAGAUAUCGAGAAUCUUCCCGGGACCACGAACCAGGCGCGUGUCGGCCAGCUCCUAGAUAGCUUCUUCGAAUACUAUUCACAUAGGGUCCAAUGGGGAACAGAGGUCAUCUUCAUCCGGACCCAAGGCGGCAUAUUUAGUAAGUACGGUAAGGGUGGGGUUACGGCUGUUACUAGGCUGGGGAGGAGCGGGCAUACGCAGAUAAAAGAUAGACACCCGUUUGCCAUCGCGGACCCUUUCGAAAUCAGCCGCAACGUGGGCAGGAUCUGCAAUGCCACCAGAGUAGACAGAGUUCGAGCAGAGUUCAAAAGAGCCUGGAACAUUAUGAGGGUUUGUGAUGGUGAGAAGUCAAUGAGGGAGCAUGUAUACCAGAAGGAGCCACCGGAGAAACCAUGGGUUGGGUGGGCAGAUGACAAGAGGAUGGAUUGGAAAUCUAACCCAGAUCAAAGUGCUAACAGAGAGACGAACAACGAUACC